GACAGUCACUUGUCCUGCGCCCGGGCCCGGCCCCGGCCCCCGACGGCCGCGCGUUGAGAUGACUUUCCGCGAUCUGCUGAGCGUCAGUUUCGAGGGACCCCGCCCGGACAGCAGCGCCGCAGGCUCCAGCGCGGGCGGCGGAGGGGGCGGUGCGGGUGGCGCAGCCGCCUCGGAGGGCCCGGCGGUGGGCGGCGUGCCGGGGGCCGCGGGCGGCGGCGGCGGCGGCGGCGGCGUGGUGGGUGCGGGCAGUGGCGAGGACAACCGGAGCUCCGCGGGGGAGCCGGGGGCCGCGGGGGCCGGCGGCGAGGUGAACGGCACGGCGGCCGUCGGGGGUCUGGUGGUGAGCGCGCAGGGUGUGGGCGUGGGCGUCUUCCUGGCCGCCUUCAUCCUCCUGGCCGUGGCGGGCAACCUGCUUGUCAUCCUCUCGGUGGCCUGCAACCGCCACCUUCAGACGGUCACCAACUAUUUCAUUGUGAACCUGGCCGUGGCCGACCUGCUGCUGAGUACCACGGUGCUGCCUUUCUCGGCCACCAUGGAGGUUCUGGGCUUCUGGGCCUUCGGCCGGGUAUUCUGCGACGUGUGGGCCGCGGUGGACGUGCUGUGCUGCACGGCCUCCAUUCUCAGCCUCUGCACCAUCUCGGUGGACCGGUACGUGGGCGUGCGCCACUCACUCAAGUACCCCACCAUCAUGACCGAGCGCAAGGCGGCCGCCAUCCUGGCGAUGCUCUGGGCGGUAGCCCUUGUGGUGUCCGUGGGGCCUCUGCUGGGCUGGAAGGAGCCGGUGCCCCCUGAUGAGCGCUUUUGCAGCAUCACUGAGGAGGUGGGCUACGCCAUCUUUUCCUCCGUGUGCUCCUUCUACCUGCCCAUGGCCGUCAUCAUAAUCAUGUACUGCCGCGUGUACGUUGUAGCGCGCAGCACCACGCGCAGCCUCGAGGCAGGCGUCAAGCGGGAGCGGGGCAAGGCCUCCGAGGUGGUGCUGCGCAUCCACUGUCGCGGCAACGCCUCGGGUACAGACGGAGCGCACCGAGGGAUGCGCAGCGCCAAGGGCCACACCUUCCGCAGCUCGCUUUCGGUGCGCCUGCUCAAGUUCUCCCGCGAGAAGAAGGCGGCCAAGACGCUGGCCAUCGUCGUGGGGGUCUUCGUGCUCUGCUGGUUCCCCUUCUUCUUCGUCCUGCCACUUGGUUCCCUGUUCCCGCAGCUGAAGCCCUCGGAGGGCGUCUUCAAGGUAAUCUUCUGGCUCGGCUACUUCAACAGCUGCGUAAACCCGCUCAUCUACCCCUGCUCCAGCCGCGAGUUCAAGCGCGCCUUCCUCCGCCUGCUGCGCUGCCAGUGCCGGCGGCGCCGGCGCCGGCGCCCCCUCUGGCGUGUCUACGGCCACCACUGGCGGGCGUCGACCGGCGGGCCGCGCCCCGACUGCGCCCCCGGCCCGGGGGCCGCGCUCCCCGGGGUCCCUCUGGCCCUCACCGAGCUCCCGGCCCCAGGCUCCCCGGGCACGCCCGAGGUGCAGGCAACCGUCGCCGGCCGCGGAAAGUCGCCCUGCGCUUUCCGCGAGUGGAGGCUGCCCGGGCCGUUCCGGAGACCCACCACCCAGCUGCGCGCCAAGGUCUCCAGCCUGUCGCACAAGAUCCGCGCUGGGAGCGCACAUCGCACAGAGGCCGCGUGCGCCCUGCGCUCGGAGGUGGAGGCUGUGUCCCUGGGUGUCCCCCACGAUGUUGUGGAGGGCGCCACCUGUCAGGCCGACGACCUCGCGGACUGCAGCAACCUCCGGGAGACUGAUAUUUAA
Molossus molossus (Pallas's mastiff bat) is the source of this 1783-nucleotide messenger RNA. RefSeq names its product adrenoceptor alpha 1D (gene ADRA1D). NCBI's taxonomy places the organism in Eukaryota, Metazoa, Chordata, Mammalia, Chiroptera, Molossidae. Gene Ontology annotation, molecular function: alpha1-adrenergic receptor activity. The transcript is spliced from 2 exons. Gene Ontology annotation, biological process: cell-cell signaling; adenylate cyclase-activating adrenergic receptor signaling pathway; phospholipase C-activating G protein-coupled receptor signaling pathway. The coding region runs from base 59 to 1783 and encodes 574 amino acids. The record is from RefSeq and is a predicted model, not a curated record. Gene Ontology annotation, cellular component: membrane.